CACAACCACCACCACCACCACUUGGUAAAGAAUCCCCGAUGGCAUCGUCACAAAGGUCUUCGCGUCCUCAAGAAACGGCAGCAUCAUCUGCUUCAGAACCUACGAUACUCUCCAAAUGCUUUAAAUGGUGCAAGUCAGGACAAAGUGUAACAGACCACGAAGGACGACCACUUUCAGAAGAAAGCGAUUCAGAUUCACCCGAGAAUUCUGUGCAAUCUUUGAAAUUAAGCACACUUGGUAAAGAAUCCCCGAUGGCAUCGUCACGAAGGUCUUCGCGUUCUCAAGAAACGGCAGCAUCAUCUGCUUCAGAACCUACGAUACUCUCCAGAUGCUUUAAAUGUUGCAAGUCAGGACAACGUGUAACAGACCACGAAGGACGACCACUUUCAGAAGAAAGCGAUUCAGAUUCACCCGAGAAUUCUGUGCAAUCUUCGAAAUUAAGAGAUCAAGAGGAGGGAUCUAGGAAAAGAAGACUUCAAACGCUGUCGCUAUUGCGUUCAACCAGUAAAGGUACGCCUCAUUACGGUAUAGGUUGUGAUGUCUGCCAUGUCGCUCCAAUACGGGGAACUCGCUGGAAGUGCAGUGAUUGUCGCGACUAUGACAUGUGUUUCACCUGCUAUGAGGAAAAAAGAGAACAGCACGAUAUGUCGCAUUCGUUCAUAAAAAAGGAACCUCCUGCAUUUUAUAAGAAAGUAUAUACAAGUGGAAGAAUCAAUUUUAUGAAAGACAACAAAAGGGUCAAGGAGUCUAACUGGUUCAAUGUAACAUACGAUGCAAAAUACAUCAAGAUAAAUGCUGAUGCUGGGGACACGGAAAGUAUUCUGCAGCAAGUGGCGGAAGGUGUUGUUGAAGAGCUGUGGCCUGUUCGUUAUAAAAAUCUUUUGCUGUCAGUCACCGACGGUGCGGAUGAGUUGGAUGAAGACGGUCGUAACGAAUUCACAAAAGGCCUCAAAAAGAUGUUACGAGCAACAUGUAUGGUGACUGGCGGAACCAACGAUGGAGUGACACAACUUGUCGGAGACGCUGUAUCUGUUUUCAACGAAGAUCUUGAUAGCGUUGAUGAUUAUUGUCCAACAAUUGGAAUCGUCUGUGUGGACCACAUACAGAAUAAAGAUGCAUUAAAGCCUUGGGAACUGACCAGAGGAGCGUUCGGCAUUGACUCAGAUGGUGAGCUGUUUACCGUCGAUAAAAGCGGUGAAAGGUGGAUGUUGAACCCAGCUUCAUUGACCGAAGUUAAAGUUCAAAGUGACGGUAAAACAACGGCUAACGCAUUACCUGAUGUUGCUGUUGGUGACUUGGUGCUGAUCAGCAGACAUGUGACGAGCGUGAACGGAGAAGGCUCGACCCUCGAUAAAAUUGGAUGUAUAGUGCGUGUAGUGGAAGAGCACGAGAGGGUAAUAAAGCUGUACAUCAGAGUGAACAAUAACAAGCUGCCGUACGAUCCCGAAGCUGUUACGUUGUUGACGGGAGAGAGUUUCAUUAGCCUGUUGAAGACACACUUCAAGACGUACGAGCCUUCAGAUACGAAUGACAUGCUUGUACAGGCUGUAAAGAAUGACGAAGUCGAAAAUGUCUACGAGAUCAUCCGCCAGGCUUACUGGAAUUUCAACCAGGAUUUCAACGUAAGACUCAUCUCAACAUUUAUGCAAACAUUCUUGUCAUUGUCAACGCUAAAUUUGUGUAAAUUCAUACUAAGAAGAGAUCGCCGCUAA
Messenger RNA from Dreissena polymorpha, 1712 nucleotides. Its product is annotated as E3 ubiquitin-protein ligase mib1-like. The record is from RefSeq and is a predicted model, not a curated record. Bases 39 to 1712 code for a protein of 557 amino acids. Lineage: Eukaryota; Metazoa; Mollusca; Bivalvia; Myida; Dreissenidae. The transcript is spliced from 13 exons. Gene Ontology annotation, molecular function: zinc ion binding.